CCUUAACCACCACCACCCAGAAGGAGGGAGCCGUGUUAUCGCUUGAAAGUGGUAGAGGAGUCAGGUUAAAAGGAACAUUUAACCGUGUCUCGGCCCCACCCAAUCACGGAAAAACAAGCGUAUACACGUCUGUGUAGACAACGCACGCGUCUGUACAACGAAACGAAGAUGCAGCAGCCAGCUGUAUAGACGCCAUGCCAUGAGCGACCGACAAACACAAAACACACUCUCUCCGCCCACUUAUUCUCUCAGGUACACUCCCCCCGCCACUGAACUGAUUAGUCAGAUGCGUAUUCGUAUCAGUCGGUGUCUCUUCUGUAUCGUGGUGGUGUAUGCUAUGGGCGCCGUCUUGCUCACAGCUCGCCCUCCUUGGUCGACCCGCGGUGCUUGGCGACCGUCGAGUCGACUGAUCACACCCACCCACCCACACACACAUGCAUAUAUAUCCAUGCGUCUGUACAUGUGUGUGGUGCGGUGUGCUGGUGUACGUGUGUACCUUGGAUGCUGGCCGUGGCCCAAGGCCCGCGCUUUGGGAACUUGAGAGUAUUCUCGGGCUGCAUGUAUCAUCAAAUGCACUUGCAUACGCGCGUGAGUGUGUUUGUAUGUACCCAGCAGUCGAGUUCUCCUUGAAAGAUACCGCAGAUGCAAUCCUCAACAUCGCCGCCGUGCUGUGUUGGCACACACACAUGCAUACACGAUGCAUCCAUCUCAAAGAGAAUUCCAUCGCAUACGCGCUGGAAUUUGCCGCAGUGGGUGCCAAGGGUGUCCUGAGAACACUUUAUCACGUCCGAGAACCCCCCCGGAAGCGGUGUAAAGCACCUGCCGCCCUGCGUAUCUGCACUCGCCCGCAGGCAUGAAUGCAUUCAGAAGAGACGCAUCUCUGUUCCUUUCGUCUGUGCGGUCAUCCAUCCAUCCAUCCAUCCAUCCACGUAUACCUAUCUGGGCGAAGGAGCCGUCCUCGUCAGUAUUCUUGCUGUGCUUGGUGGCCGUGGAAUCGACUGCACAGUGCAGAGACCCCACACAUCAUGCGCACAUGCAGAAAUCCAUGACUCGCGUGUGCACACCGUCACAUGUGUAUGGAUCAGUCAGCGCUCCCUCACUCUCUUUGGUGCCGUCUUCUUCGGCGAAUGCAGGUUCCGGAGGCACACAGUCGCCGGCAGGACCCUCCGCCCAGCCGAGAGGACACUAUAAUCAACACAACAAGACCCCCAUACGCGUGAAUGCAUUCGUCGGCCAUCGAAACGUACCCGCAUCUUGACGUCAUGGGUUUUCGUGCCAUCAGCGAGGCUCGCCAGGAACCCAGUGGCCAGCAGCACCACCACCAAACGCAACAUGGAGGAACCGAAAGCUGAAACCUUGG
Vitrella brassicaformis is the source of this 1360-nucleotide messenger RNA. Lineage: Eukaryota; Vitrellaceae. The record is from the annotation of a GenBank genome assembly.